CGAAGAUUCAGCUUGGGGCUUGCCUUGCUCCAACAGAAAGAAAGAUCUCUCAUUUGAAACUCUCCCUGCAUGUUCUUGUGCACCACGGUUUCACACUGUAAGGCAUUUUCUCCAGCCCUCAAGGCACGCGGAUAAGAAAAUUAUUAUUUAUCGGAGGAUUUUCCCUGUAAUUAUUAUCUCAAGCUUUUGUUGUGCUGUUAAGUUAUUGAGCAACAGUGUGCAUGGCAAAACACAGCCCAGGCUGUUUACUCAGGCACCCGUAGCUACUAGACACUGCAUUUAAAGGAAGAUAUUAAGCAGCAGAAUUAAUAACAGAAUUCUCCUAGGCAGUUUUUCUCCGAACGUAACACGACAAGCCAUAUAGCCCUUAUACAAAUAUUUUAGAAUGAACAUAAUUAACUCCCUGUGCAUUUUCAGGGCAGUAAAUCACUGCUAAGCUUAUAGUGAACCCAGAAACCGAGUGAUUUUCCUUGGAACAACAGAGACUGAGACUCUGCUGGAGGAAGCCUGAUUUCUGAGUGAUGAUAUGUCUACUGAUGGUUAACCACGAGUAUGGCUGUGAGGUUUCACUUGGCCUGGAGAUGAAACCCUCACUUCCAGCAUUCUCCUCUUCUAGGGGGAAGGACACGGUAUAAAGUCUGAACCCAAACUCCAAUCCCAGUUUUGAAGCCUGAGCCAACCCUUGAUUAAGUCCGGCCAUUCUUCAGAGGGCCAGCUGAAGGAAGUGUUACAUCUGACAACACAUGCAAAUUGCUGCUUUUCGCUCCUAAUUCAAGCCUCAUGUGUUAUUAGCAACAGCACGCUGACAUUUUGGACCCGUCUGAGUGAUGAGAGGUUGGCACGGGCCCGCAGCUGAUAGCAGGGCGAAGGAGAGGAGCAGUGAGAAGGCACCGGCCUGGAACGGGGCCAUCGGCAGGGAGCUUUGCUUGGGCUGGGAGCACAGGGUCAGCGGGGACUUAGCCCAGCAGGAGAACCACAUCAGCCCCUUGGCACAAGAGCACAGCAUAGAGUAAAAUUUUGGGGCUAGAAUCUGUCAUUUGGGGUCGGCUGAUGGUUUUUCUGGGCAGAGCUGUUCUGCAAGCAGCCGAGCUCCCAGCUGCAAGCAGCCAUGCUUUUCAUCUCCGCAUCUACUCGCUCCAAGGGAAAAGCUGGAUAAAAGUGCCCAUAGCCAGAGCACAACCAGACGCCGCGAGAAGCCUGCCCGGGGCCAGGUGCGGCGGUGGCUGGCUGCCGUCCGUCUGUCCGUCCGUCCGUGGGCGCCUGGGGCCGGAGCCAGCGGCCGCGGGGCAGCCACACCUGAGCCCAGACAGCUCCCGGCUUUGUGGUCUGACAUUUUGCCCAGCGUCCUGCCUGGACACCGGGGGCGGGUGGCAAGGGGGGGCGGUGACGUUUGUGAGCUGGGCAAGCGUCACCCAGCUUAACCUCCCUGCCCGCUGGGGCCGGGGGAGCGGGUCCCCAACAGGGUGCAGAGGGGCACCCACUGCCAUCCCCUGGGCAUCAGCAGCCCCAGCAGCCCAGAGCCAUCGUCCUUGGGCACCCAAAUCAAGACCACGAGGGCUGGGUGACCUGUGGCACGUUUUAGCAGUCGGUCCCACCUGUGGGUGGGUCUCAGUCGGUGAGAGCAAGGGGCUGGAGGCAGCGCUGCAGGAAAGCAAAGAAACGGGAGGAUGGGUGGGUGCCAGUGCCAGCCUGCGGGGGGGUCCUGUAAAAGGCAGCACGUGCCCUCUGCUAGAGGGAAGGGGAAACCCUUGGUAUGUGCACAACACCGAUUACCUUUUGUAAUUUCUGAUAAAUGCUGUAAACAGCACCUUAAAGCACGGACAGGAGCAGAUCCCUUGCUGGGGAGGGAGCACGCCGCGGGAGCAGGAAGGAGCAGCAGCCACCCCCGGCUCCCCCCAGCCCCCAGGCAGCUGCAUCGCCUCCGGCUCCAAAGCCCAGAGGUGAAAGGUGCCCCCUUGCAACACAUCUCCCACCUCCUCCUUCGCUGGAGAAACUGAGCUCUUGUGCUCUGUCCAGGGUGUUCUUUCCAUGAGACAGGUCCCACACAUCUGGCGAGCACCGAGAUUAAUGAUUAAAUCCCGCACACGAGGCCAUGGGAUUUGCAUCUGCAGCCAGCGCUGCUCAUGGACGUGUCCACAUGCUUGGUCCGGGCCCAGCCAGGCCACGGGGAACGAGACCCUCCUGGCAGAGCUCCUGCUCUCCGGCUGGACCGACUUCAGGAGCUGGGGCUGUAAUUAAGUUAAUCACCAGAUUGCAGAAGGGUGUGGGUGGGGAGGUAGGAGAGGCUGGAAGGUAAUUAGAAAGCAGAUCAUCACUUCGUUUUCCUGUCUCCCCACCGAUGCCACCGUUCUGCUGAGAUGUUGUGCUGGACGUCCCAGCCCGGAGAAGUGCAGCAAUCACACACGACUUUGAAGGGAAACGUUUGGCUGCCGGCAGGCCAUUCCCAGGGGGCUGCACACAGCUCUGUCCCUGGGACGUGCACGCUUCUCCAAGGGCUUCCCCGUGGGGCACAAAGAGGGGACGGGAGCUGAGGCAGUGUCGGGAGGGUUUGACAUGGCCAUGGUGAGGCCGACCUUACGGCGUCCCAGCGCUGUGCUGAGGGUGGAGAGCAGGAGAUGGCGACUGUGGGCAGAAGUGAAAUUAAUUCCUACAGCUUUGGUCACAUGUUAGACCACAAAUUCCACUUACAAAGGGUAAAACCUGACUGAUAAAAACGCCAUUAAGCUGCUAAUUCUAUUGCUAGAAAUAAAACCUUCUUACCAUAAACACUGACUAGAAACAAGCCAAUGCUUCCUGCUGAUAUGCACAAAACGAUCUGUUACAUAUUUACCGUAGGCUUUGCCUACUCGUUUAUUAAGUCCUCCUCUGAGGAUCCGAGGAACCACGGCCGUGCCUUGCACCUCCAGCCGUGCUCCUGGGCCGCCCCAGCCUGCUGGCUGUGCCCAUCACAGCCCCGACUCCACCACGCUGCAGGUCCUGGAGCCACCCGUGCACGAGGAAACCUCUUGCUGAGCUCUGAUCCUGCCUGCAUCUAGCAUGGCCUGUUAUUCCUGGGUGAGGAAAUCCGUCCCACACAGCGGAUCUCUAAGACUUGCAAUUAAUAAAAUCCCUGUUUAUCCAAGCAAUUUUCUCUCGGCAGGCUUGGGCAGCUCUUGGAUCACCCCAGCCAGCUCCCUGAAGCCAUAUCUGUCAGCCCUCGUGCUUCAGGAAUCCACCAGGGCAGACAAUGCAUGGAGGAAAGCCAGAGCCUAAAUUAUUUAAAAUAUUUUACCUGUUGUAACCAUUCUCAUACAUCCUAUCUAAAUUUCCUGGGAAGAGAGCUGCCUGAAGCCAAAAGCGGGACUGGGAAAUGAGCCCAUCAGGAGGCAGCGCAGUCUUGUGGCACCCUGGGAUAAAUAUGAUUUCUGUUUUAAUGGAGAAAAUAACACGUUCCAGAGUGAAACCAAUUGCAGUGUUCCCACUGAACUCACCAGGGUCUAAUUCUGAGGACACUGAUCUCAUUAAGUGGAGUCUGAGAAAACCCUAACAAAUCCUGAGUUUGGCUGUCUUUUGUUUGGAGCUUUCUCUACGAUCAUCAUCUGAUCAUCUAAACGACAAUUGUUAUUAACUGCACUUUUCGCCAACGCCUCCAAACUUGUUCUGAAGGGAUGCUCAACAGAGCCCAUCCAGAACAUUUCUUCCCAGUCCUAUAAAAGGAUUGUAUCCAAAGCCAAGAACAGUUUCAAUGAAUUUGAGUUGUUCUAGGCCACGGUUAGUGAGACGUUUCUGGGUUCCUACGAGCAGCAGCCGGGUGCUUUACAAUGAAGACAGAAAGGGCUCACCUUACCUGGCCGCCCCGCGAAUCCAGGGAUCACUCGCAAUCCUGCAGGCUGCCAACCUCUCACCAGCACCAUCUUUGUAAAGGGAGCAAAGGGGGAAACUGUGCCUUUUGGCCAGUGAACCUGUACUGAUUUUAAAACGGGAAGGGACGAGGAGCCCCCUGCUCACUGCCCCAGCGCACCCGCUGGCUUCUCAGCUCACGCAGGGCUCACCUGGCGCUGGCAGCAUGGCCAGCGCCCAGCACUCGCUCGGAUGCUUUCAGAGUUUGGGAUUUCACAUCAGAGCCUUUGGUUUGGCAGCUGCAGCCACAGCAGCCGGUGAUAAAGCCUGGAACUGACCCCGAACUUCUCAGAAUCUCUCAGCUCCUGGGGCCUCGCGCCCGGCUCCUCUCUCCACUGCUACAGGGAGCACACAUGUGGCCGCAGCCUGGGCACCAGCCGCCGGCAGAGGCUGAGGCAUGGCCGAGGGGGAGAUAACCACGUUCACCGCCCUGACCGAGAAGUUCAACCUGCCCCUGGGGAACUACAAGAAGCCCAAGCUCCUGUACUGCAGCAACGGGGGCCACUUCCUACGGAUCCUUCCUGACGGCAAGGUGGACGGGACGCGGGACCGAAGCGACCAGCACAUUCAGCUCCAGCUAAGCGCGGAAAGCGUGGGUGAGGUUUAUAUAAAGAGCACCAAGUCUGGGCAGUACCUGGCAAUGGACACCAACGGGCUCUUGUACGGCUCGCAGCUACUGGGCGAAGAGUGCCUGUUCCUCGAGCGGAUCGAGGAGAACCAUUACAACACGUACGUCUCCAAGAAGCACGCCGAUAAGAACUGGUUCGUCGGUCUGAAGAAGAACGGGAACAGCAAGCUGGGGCCACGGACUCACUACGGGCAGAAGGCGAUCCUCUUCCUCCCGCUGCCUGUGUCGGCCGACUGAGCCCCCACCCCGACCCGAGCCCCCUGUGCCGCCCUCCCUCUCGCUGCCCCUCUUUGGCUGGUCUGGCAGAGCCAACCAAGCGUUAGCGCUCCGAGCUUUAGGUAAAGGCUUUAACAAAACCAAACCAGAGCUACCCAGCCCCGCACGACGCUUCGCAGAGGUGGUGGAGAACCCCAGCACCUUGGCCUCACCACGCUGCCUGGGGUCAUGCUGGGGGGCUGAGGAUGCCCCAGGACAGCCGGACACAGGGGACGUGUACCUUCCCAGCCCGGCUGCCCUCCUGACCCAGCACCUCCCCGGGCACUGUGUUAAUGUAUUUAUCCAUCUCAGCACAUCGCUGCUAGUACGCCCUCCAAGCCAUUCCAAACCGCACCGUUAUUCAUGCCAUCGAGUCAACGCCUGGUGAGACACUUGCAGAUAGCCUCGUCGUGCUAAGCUAAACUAACAGCAGCCAAAAGCUCUGAGUCCGACAUCUUAGCCUUCCUUCCAACAUAAAUACUGCUAUAUUUCAUGCUAAUAUCAACCAUAUGUUAUUUGUAUUUAUUUAUUAAGUAAAUCUGUCUCUUACACAACCUGUCCGGAAGUGCUUGUAGGCACCAACAUGCCGAUGUUAUCCUGGAGAGGACAGAGCAGAGCGGGAGUGAUCAAAACCUGAUUUCGGGGCUCUGUGGAAAAGGCACCGGGGCCCUUUGGUGAGUCUGGGGUUUGGCCAUGGCAUGAUGCAGCCCGUGUUCCCCAGCACACCGCACCUGAGGCCCACACACAGACGUGGCCGGGCACUGAAUGGACUGAACUGAGUAUGGACAAGGGCAGGGAGCUGCAGGGAGCCCCACGUGUCGCAGCAAAGCGGCCAUGUCACAACGCUAUGCCAGGCAGGCCGCUGGCACCGCGGCAGGGCAACGCACUGGGGCCCAAGUUAAGGCCAGUCCUCUCCGUCAUAGAUGGAAUUUUCAAGCUGUAAAUAAAAUGCGCUGGUACAGCGGCAGAAUAAUAAAGUUUGAUAUGAAAUAUUG
Cygnus olor (mute swan) is the source of this 5757-nucleotide messenger RNA. It is a transcript of the gene FGF1, whose product is annotated as fibroblast growth factor 1. Gene Ontology annotation, molecular function: fibroblast growth factor receptor binding; growth factor activity. The record is from RefSeq and is a predicted model, not a curated record. Gene Ontology annotation, biological process: cell differentiation; regulation of cell migration; animal organ morphogenesis. Bases 4277 to 4744 code for a protein of 155 amino acids. NCBI's taxonomy places the organism in Eukaryota, Metazoa, Chordata, Aves, Anseriformes, Anatidae. Gene Ontology annotation, cellular component: cytoplasm. The transcript has 4 exons.